AUGGCCAGUGAAGAAGCACCCCAGCUGUCACCCUCGUCGCACAGGCUGCCCACCGUCUCGGCAUCCCAAGCCCUCCAAAGCCUCCAUGCGCGCGGAGCCCGCACUGUAUCGACGGGCCUGGCACAGCUCGACCAGGUCCUCUCACCGCCGAGCCUACCGGGCCACCAUGUCUCGGGCGGAUACAUACGCGGCAAGGUGACGGAGAUCUUCGGCCCGUCCGGAGUCGGCAAGACAGCAUUUGGGUAA
Alternaria incomplexa is the source of this 246-nucleotide messenger RNA. RefSeq lists its product as uncharacterized. Bases 1 to 246 code for a protein of 81 amino acids. The record is from RefSeq and is a predicted model, not a curated record. The transcript is spliced from 2 exons. Gene Ontology annotation, molecular function: ATP binding; DNA binding; ATP-dependent DNA damage sensor activity. Gene Ontology annotation, biological process: DNA repair. Lineage: Eukaryota; Fungi; Ascomycota; Dothideomycetes; Pleosporales; Pleosporaceae.